This is a messenger RNA of Rattus norvegicus (Norway rat), 20453 nucleotides long. RefSeq names its product RAB GTPase activating protein 1-like (gene Rabgap1l). The record is from RefSeq and is a predicted model, not a curated record. Gene Ontology annotation, cellular component: Golgi apparatus; early endosome. NCBI's taxonomy places the organism in Eukaryota, Metazoa, Chordata, Mammalia, Rodentia, Muridae.
CGUUCCCUCCGCCCUCCUUGGGCUUCGGCGGCGGCAGAGUGAACGGGACGGGCCCGGCCGCAGAGCUCUGGGCGGCGGGUGGGACUCGGGCGUCUGACAGAGUUGUUGUUCCGGCACGGCCGCGGAGACGUGAGCUGUGCCAGGUGGAUGUGGGCAGAGAGGUUUGCAGGGCUGAAAUGGAGGUCAGAGCUUCCUUACAGAAGGUCAGUGGGUCACCUGAUUCUGCGGCCACACUGAACAGUGAAGAGUUUGUUUUGGUUCCUCAGCACACAGAUGACACUUCUAUAAAGGAUGAUGGGAAGCCACAGCUGAAGAUAGCUUCCAAUGGUGAUGAGCAGUUGGAAAAAGCCAUGGAAGAGAUUUUGAGAGAUUCCGAGAAAGGGCAAAGCAGUCUACCUGUUGAUGGCCAAGGAUCCAGUGAGAUUUCAGACCAUUCCUUUGGAGAUGUUCCAGCCAGCCAAUCAAAUAAACCACCUCUCCAGUUAAUUUUGGAUCCAUCUAAUACAGAAAUUUCCACACCCAGACCAUCUUCUCCAAGUGGAUUUCCUGAAGAAGACAGUGUUCUCUUUAACAAGUUGACAUACUUAGGAUGUAUGAAGGUUUCUUCCCCACGUAGUGAAGGGGAGGCUUUACGUGCAAUGGCCACCAUGAGAGCUUCCAGUCAAUACCCCUUUGCUGUUACUCUGUAUGUGCCCAAUGUUCCAGAAGGAUCCGUGAGAAUCAUCGACCAGUCAAGCAAUGUGGAGAUAGCAUCUUUUCCAAUUUAUAAAGUCUUGUUCUGUGCGCGUGGGCAUGAUGGGACAACAGAGAGCAAUUGCUUUGCAUUUACAGAGAGUUCUCAUGGUUCAGAAGAGUUUCAGAUACACGUUUUCUCCUGUGAAAUUAAAGAGGCAGUCAGCAGAAUUUUAUAUAGUUUCUGUACUGCAUUCAAACGUUCUUCCAGACAAGUGUCUGAUGUUAAAGACUCGAUCAUCCCGACUCCUGACAGUGACGUGUUUACCUUCAGUGUCUCCUUGGAGGUCAAAGAAGAUGAUGGAAAAGGCAACUUUAGUCCUGUGCCUAAGGAUAGAGAUAAAUUUUAUUUCAAAAUAAAGCAAGGAAUAGAGAAGAAGGUUGUGAUUACAGUUCAGCAACUAUCUAACAAAGAAUUAGCUAUUGAGAGAUGUUUUGGAAUGUUAUUAAGCCCAGGUCGAAACGUGAAGAACAGUGACAUGCAUUUACUGGAUAUGGAGUCUAUGGGAAAGAGCUAUGAUGGGAGAGCUUAUGUCAUCACCGGCAUGUGGAACCCCAACGCACCAAUAUUUCUGGCUCUUAAUGAGGAAACGCCAAAAGAUAAACGGGUGUACAUGACUGUUGCAGUGGACAUGGUGGUCACAGAGGUGGUAGAGCCAGUCCGCUUUCUCCUGGAGACAGUAGUGCGUGUAUACCCUGCAAAUGAGAGAUUUUGGUAUUUCAGCAGAAAGACUUUUACAGAGACUUUCUUCAUGAGGUUGAAACAGUCUGAGGGAAAAGGCCAUAGCAGUGCUGGAGAUGCAAUAUAUGAAGUGGUGAGUCUGCAGAGAGAAUCUGACAAAGAGGAGCCGGUCACCCCUACUAGUGGAGGGGGCCCAGCCUCACCCCAGGAGGAUGAAGCAGAAGAGGAGAGUGAUAAUGAACUCUCAAGUGGAACAGGUGAUGUGUCAAAAGACUGUCCUGAGAAGAUCCUCUAUUCUUGGGGAGAAUUGUUAGGAAGAUGGCAUAAUAACCUUAAUGCCCGACCAAAAGGGCUACCCACCUUGGUAAAGAGCGGUGUUCCUGAGGCAUUAAGGGCAGAAGUAUGGCAGCUUUUAGCAGGAUGCCAUGACAACCAGGCAAUGCUGGAUAAAUACAGAAUCCUUAUCACAAAGGACUCUGCACAGGAGAGUGUUAUUACUCGAGACAUUCAUCGUACAUUUCCUGCACACGAUUACUUCAAAGACACUGGAGGAGAUGGUCAGGAAUCUCUUUACAAGAUCUGCAAGGCAUACUCCGUGUAUGAUGAAGACAUCGGGUACUGUCAAGGACAGUCUUUUCUUGCUGCUGUACUACUGUUGCAUAUGCCAGAGGAGCAAGCAUUCUGUGUUUUGGUGAAUAUUAUGUAUAAAUAUAAAUUGAGAGACUUAUACAAAAACAAUUUUGAAGAUCUUCAUUGCAAAUUCUAUCAACUUGAGAAACUAAUGCAGGAACAGCUGCCAGACCUGUACAGCCACUUCUGUGAUCUGAACCUGGAAGCUCAUAUGUACGCAUCCCAGUGGUUCCUCACUCUUUUUACUGCCAAGUUCCCACUCUGCAUGGUGUUCCACAUCAUUGACCUGCUGCUGUGCGAGGGUUUGAAUAUAAUCUUUCAUGUAGCUUUGGCUCUUCUAAAGACCUCAAAGGAAGACCUCCUGCAGGCUGAUUUUGAAGGUGCUUUGAAGUUUUUCAGAGUUCAGCUUCCAAAGAGAUACCGGGCAGAGGAGAAUGCAAGAAGAUUGAUGGAGCAGGCUUGCAAUAUUAAAAGCUGAGGACCGAACCCAGGGCCUUGCGCUUUCUAGGCAAGCGCUCUACCACUGGGCUAAAUCCCCAACCCCUUUUUUUCUCUUUUUCUUCCUUCCUCUUUGUCUCCCUCUUUCUCCGUCUCUCCCUCUCUCCUUCUCACCCCCCUUUCUUUUUGUUAUUAUUUUGCAAGUUAGGGUUUCUCUGUGCAACCCUGGCUGUCCUGGAACUCACUCUGUAGACUAGGCUGGCCCCAGAACCAUAGACCUCUGCCUGCCUCUGUCUCCCAAGUGCUAGGAUUAAAGCUGUGUACCACCACUGCCUACACUUUUUAAUAAUAAAAUAUUUGUUAUUUACUUUGCUCAGUGAUGUGUUUAUACUAAGAGUAAAGAAAAUGGUGAGGUCCCUUUGGUUCCCGUCUUGAUGAGGGUUAUGUUUUGAUCCGUGCUGACGUUGAGAACUCAUGUUUUAUUGUGGAACAGCCUUCCAUAGUUAUGCUGUGAAUUUGAGUAGUCACUGAUGGAUGUUAGAUGUAUAGUGGGGCCACCAGGAAAGGAAAUGUUUUUGUAGGAGGUGGAGGAAGAAAUUUCUGAGCAACUGAUUAGCAUUAUAAGAUGACCAUCUCUAAACUGGAACCUGAACUCCAAAAUGCUCUAAAAGCUAAAACUUUCAAAUAAUGGCAUGUUAUUAAUAAUUAACAGUGUAAGAUUCUAUUCGUAGCCUACUGUGAUGGGUGACAGGCAAACAGUUAUAUUUUUAAUAUACUAUAAAUUUACUUUCAGUCUAUGUGUAAACUAUUUAUGAAAUUUUAGUGAAUAUUAUGUUUAGGCUUAGGUCCUAUCCCCAAGAUAUCUUAUUUUAUGCACCCAAAUAUUCCAAAAGUAAAAGAAAAAUCCAAAAUAUUAAAUACUGGUGGUCACAAGCAUUUUUUGAUAAAGGAUAUUCAGUUACUAUGUAUUACUAUGUAAAGCCAUAUAGUAUUGGGUGUAGGUGGAUUUAGAAAGGACCACAGUUCCUGUGCCUAAGGCCUGUGGGCUGAUGUCAUAUUGAUAGAAGUGUCUGCUCUCACAGGAGUGGUAUCUGUCUGAGGAUUAUCGUGUCAGAGAAAGUGGUCAUGCAAUUUGUUGGGAAGGCAACUCUAAAAUGCCUUGUUUAAUGGGGUUAGUUUAAAGAUUAACAUUAUAGGAGAUUUGGUAUGAUAAAAAGCAAAGCAAUUAUAUAGAUCACGGUUUUAGAAGGCUCUAAAACAGGAUGCAACAAUAUAUAAAGUAUUUGGUAUUUCCAUACAGUCGCAGUUUAGAUGGAUAAGGGUAAAACUGUAAUACUAACUAAAGAUUGGCUUGCAUUGGAGAGAAAUCCAGGCACAAGAGUCUAUAUCAAGUUAAGAAAUAUUACUGAAUCACUUACCAUAUUGCUAAAUGGUACUGUUACGAUGUUUAUGUCAGAGAUGAUGGGUUUUCCUUUUCUGUAAAGGGUAUCUUAUAGUAGAUACCAAAGCCUUGUUGAGCUAUGCCUUCAGCUUUUUAUUUUAAAUUUGCCAUUCUAGGGGUGUGUAGGUACCUCCUUGUGUUUUCUUUCCUUUUUUAAUUGUGAUAAUAUAUAUAUAACAAACGUUGCCUUUUAACCGUGUUAGUUUUUACACUUCAGUGGCAUUAAUUAUAUUCAUGCUAGGUGCCUUGUCAGUGCAAUAGGUAUCAUGUUAGUUUCCUGUAUUCACAAUGUUAUAUGUGUAUCAUCAAACAUUUUUCAAAACUUUUUCAUACUCCCAAAUCAGUCUUUGUGUUCAUUAGGCUUUCCCCUUAGUCCCCAAGAACCAAGCCCAAGAACCUCUAAUUUAUUGUCUGUCCCUUUAAAUUUUUCCAUUCUAAGUAUUCCACAUAAAGGAGUUUCAUACAAAGGUCUGUCUUCAAUCUGUAGUUAAGGAUAUCGAGAUCUUUCUAUAAAACCUGAGCGCAUGCUAGCAGCAGCAGCAUCAGUGUGUUUGAUGCAUACAUUACCUACUCGGGAGUGGCAUCUGCCUUUUGUAUUUCAAGGUAUGGAAAACAAUAAUCUUACGAUGGAAUUGAGUCAUUAUUUAUUGCUAUUAAAACCAGAGUCUCCUCACUUUCUACGAUUCUGUUAAGCUACUGCUUAGCUCACCAGUGAGCUCUGUGAGAUGCUUUAUGCUCCCAGGUAUGGGCUAUGCUUAUCUUGAUAAUGUAGAAUGGAGAUAAAGAUGACUGAAGACAGUGUUUCUUAAACUCCUUCCAGACCAGGACUGAUUUCAUUCUAGAUCCUCCAGUUUGCCCCCCGGAGCUUCUGUGAUGUGCUGACAAGGCUUAAAUGAGCUCAUUGGUCUGUUUUCGGUCCUGCUAUUCACAUUAGCGCCUACUCUCUGCAGCCUGUUUUAUGCAAUAGUUAGAUCGCGUUGGGUUUUUAUUUUUUUAUUUUUAUUUUUUUAUUUUGAAUGUGCAAAGCAUAAACUGAGUCAGAGCAUUUCUGCUUUUGUGAACCUGUUUAGAUAAAAUCAAAGAUUGGUCAGAGGCAUUUUGUGUGUCGGGCAGGUUAAUGAGAUACACUACAUGCUCUGUAUCCAAAUGAGACAGAUGAUUGUGUUCUGUUCUGUGGAUUUUACUAUUUUCUAUGCCAACUGCCACUCACAUUUCUCACAAAAGAUACCCGGCAAGAGAUAUAGACAGAUCACUUCACAUCACAGCCCUGGAAAAGUCAUUCAAAGAUAUAUACAAGACACUUGUGUCAUCCUGCAUAAACUGAACUUUCACUUAGAAUUCUAGUGGCCAGAUCAUGCAUCUUAUUAAAAGAAACAGAAGCAAAAGUCACGUUCUUGCUCUGUGAUCUCAAGAAACUUCAGUGUUCUUGGAAGAGAGCCCUCAAAUCUAGAAAUAUCUGUGACUUCAAAGCAGGUUAGGAGCAAGAACAGAUUGUAGGGCACAGACUGAAGCAGUCUGGGAUGCUGCCAGCUGUAUCUAAUUAGUUACAUUUAGUUAAUACAGAAAGUGUGUAUCAUCUAAGAAAGAAGGUGUGCCAGUUAGUUGAAAGUAGUUGAAUUCUUAUUCAUCUAGAUUGUCUGAAAAGGAGCUAUAGGAAAAUUUAUUUUGGUUAUAUAUUAUAGUCUACAUGUCUUAGAAGGCUUUGAAUCCAGGAGCUAGUGACGAUAAUUGGAAUAUGUACUAUUUUUAGAAGAUUUAAAAUGUUAUUUUACAUAUGCAUGCAUUUAUAUCUUGUGUCUGUUACCUAUAAAGGUCAGAGGAAGGCAUUGGACCCACUGGAACUGGUAUUAAGGAUGGUUGUGAACCAUCAUGUGAGUGCCUGAAAUUGAACCCAGGUUCUAUGCAAGGGCAACAGAUUCUCUUAACUGCUGAGUCAUCUCUCUAACCACAAAUUUUUUGUUUCUGUGUUUUGUUUUUUGAGCCAGGGCUUCACUAUCUUCCUUAACUAGCCUGGAACUCUCUAUGUAGAUCAGGCUGACCUUGAACUCACAGAUUCACACCUGUAAUAUAUGACAUUUUAGUAGUUUCAGAAGCUUUCAUUUCUGUCCCAAUUAAACAGCAUUGUUAUUCAUAUUUCAAUUAUUGCGUGGCACUGUGGGAAAAUGUGCCGUUUUAUAUGACACAAACUGUCUCACUUUGUCUCAGUGGCUGCAUCCAACAUAGGCUACUCUCUACAGAGUUCUUUAGAAGAGCUAUAUAAUAAAAUAGUCCAUCGCAAAGGAUUUUGAUGGAUUCCCUGGAGGUUUGACUUGCACACGGUUUGUGUGAUCAAGGUAACAUCAGUCAAGCUGUGCUUUCAGAGGCUUGCACCUGUGGGUUUUCGGGCAGGGCCCGCUGUUAGUCUUGUUUGCCUGAAGAACAGCAUGACUUUCCCUCCCCUCUUGAUGGACUCCUCUUGAUAAGGCAAAUGCAUUUAGCAAAACCAUCCAUUCUGCAGACUUUCUGAGACCUACCCCGCAUCACCUGAGGUAGAGAAAGGGGUGCCUUAACUUCUCACUUACAUUUCUCCUGGCACUGCCUGUCUGCUCUAGUACAGCUUUUGAAUUUGUAUUUUAGGUUUUAAAAUGUUAAUUUUUAUUUUAUUUUGUGUGCAUGGGAGUGGGCACAUGUGCAGAUUGAAGAACAGUCUGUGAGGUCUACUCUCGGCUUCUAUGAUGCGGCUUCCAGAGAUUGGCAGCAGGAGGCCCUCCUCCCCACAGAGUUAUCGCCACAGCCAGUUCUGGUUUUAAACGGGUUGGCCAAUAGUUACACUAGCUCUCUCCUGUAAGUGGGUUGCCUGAAUUAAAUGUUUUAAAAUACCACAUAGCUAUCUUUUUUUUUUACACGAACCAGUAUCUGAAUUUUAUUAUUUCAAAAAUUGUCAGAAGAGGGCAUCAAUUCAGGUGGCUAUGAAAUGAAUGGUCAGCUGGAGAAGAGCUGAUCUACUGUAGUACAUACCACAUAGCUAUCUUAAAAGUUUGUUGGAGGGGCUGGGGAUUAGCUCAGUGGUAGAGCGCUUGCCUAGGAAGCACAAGGCCCUGGGUUCGGUCCCCAGCUCCGGAAAAAAGAAGCAAAAAAAAAAAAAAAGUUUGUUGGAGUAACCACAGCAGAAUAGGGCAAGUUUUCACUUACUGCUGUGUUAAAGCCAGGGUGUAUACGGCAUGAAAAUGGCUGGCAAUUCCUUGCUUCAGAAAAGUCUCAGCAUCCAAGAUGGAAGCAAAUUUCAAAGCUUCAGUAGCUUUCUAAAGCUUUCUUUAAAUGUAUACACUUUAAAACACUCUAGUGUCCGGGAUACAUCCCCAAGCAUAUCUAUCUACAACACAUCUUAAAUAUUGAAAGCCAGCAGAAGUUGAUGCAUACAUUUUUCUGUAAUUGUAUAAGGACAUACUCAUUGCUGGUUGCAAAUGGUUCAUAAAGACUGCCUAAGACACUGUGCAGAUAACAAAUUCUGUGGGAUGAGCUACAUUCUUUUUCCUGUUUUAAAAUGUAAUUAUAUUCUAAACUCUAGUGACUUUUCUCAGAGGCACUCCACAGUUGGAAGGGCCAAGGACAGUUGGUGCCUUUGCAGUCCGUAUAACUGCUUCUGUCUCAACCAUGGGUCCUGAGUGGGAUGUAGCUCUUUUCCUCUUCUUGCCUAAGUGGAUGGAAAUGACCUUUGGGAGCACAAAUAUUGAAACUACACAUAACACCUUCUUUCAACAGCCACUCCAAGUUGGAGAGAUGGCUAAGCCAGAGUGCAGCGAAACUGGUGAGGAGCAAAAGCACAGACUGAUGCUGAGUAAUGACCUAGAGACCCCUCUCCCCCCUUCUCUUCCCCUCCUCCCUUCUCUUUCCCCUCCCUCCCCCUUCUCUUCCCCCCCUCCUGCCAAUGCAGACAGGAGUCCGAAGACCAGGAAAGGACUGGGGAAGCUUGCUGGUCUCCAUUUUCUGACUUCUGCAGAAACGGUUUUUCACUUUUUAGAGCAUCUUUAUAAAGAGACAUAAUUCUUAUAUCUCAUGUUCACCUGCCUGCGCCUUGCAAAGACAUAGAGACCUUAGUAUUCAUUGUCUGACUCCAAAACAUUCCCUCAUGCUCAUCUGCAAGCACCACUUUCCAAUCACUCCAGUCUGCUCUCUGUCCAUACAUUUACCUCCACUGAAAAUAUUACAUACAGUAAUAUGUAGUAUUUUUGUACCUGGCUUCUCUCAUUUAGCCUACUGAGUUUUGAGAUUCAUCUGCAAUGCUAUGUAUGAGUAGUUUCUUCCCUUUUAUUAUAUAAUAGUAUUUCAAAAUAUGAGUACCUCAGUUUUGUAUCUCUGUUUUCUAACUUUUGAACUUCUUUUUGUUACUUUAAAAAAAUUGAGAUCAUAAUAUAAUUACAUUUCUCCCUUCCUUUUUGUCCCAACAAGACCUCCCAUGAGAAACAUUUCUUGUUCUCUUUCAAAUUGUGGCCUCAUUUUCAUUAAUUGUUAUUGCAUGCAUAUAUAUUUAAUAUACAUAAUAUAUGUAAUGUAUUAUAUAUAAUAUUUCCAGGGGAUAUAUAUACACAUAUAUAUGUAUGUAUAUAUAUACAUAUAUAUAUAUGUAUAUAUACAUAUAUACAUAUAUAGAGAGAGGGGGGGGAAGAGAGAGAGAGAGAGAGAAUCACCCUAAAACACUCCCUCAUUCUCAUGCCUUUUCUUUUGGGAGCACAAAUUAUAUAUAUAUAUAUUUUCCUCUAUAUAACAUACUCUGUAUAAUGAUACAUGUAAGUAUGUUUUCAGGGCUAACCAUUUGGUAUGGAUAACCAAUUGGUCUGCUCCUCUCUGAGGAAAACUAUUUUUCGGACUCUCAGCAUUGCUUAGAUGCUUGUAUGAACUUUUUGUUUCUAGUUUUGGACUACUACAAAUAAUGCUAUAAACAUUCACACCCAGAUUUUCAUUGGGUAGAUGCCUACAGGUACAUUUGCUAAGUCAUGUAUAAAUUUAACUUCUAAGAAAUUAUGUUAUUGUUUAUCUUUGAUAUUUUUUAAAAUUUAUUUAUGUACUUUAUAUUCUACUAACUGCCUCCAUCCCCCUUCUCCUCUGAGUGGGUAGGGGGCCCCAACAGCCUCAUCAAGUCUCUGCAGGGCUAGGCACAUCCUCUCCUGCUAAGGCCAGACAGGGCAGCCCAGCUAGAAAAACAUACCCCACAGACAGGCAACAGCUUUUGGGACAGCCCCCACUCCAGUUGCUCAAGACCCACAUGAAGACCAAGCUGCACAUACAUCUGCUACACAUGUGCAGGGAGGCCUAGGUCCAACCUGUAUGUGUUCCAUGGUUGGUGGUUCAGUCUCUGAGUGCUCCAAGGGUCCAGGUUAGUUGACUGUUGGUCUUCCUGUGGAGUUCCUAUCCCCUUAGGGGCUGCAAGCCUUCCUCCUGUUCUCUAAGAGUCCCUAAGCUCCAUCCACUGUUUCAUUGUGGGUAUCAGCAUCUGUUUGAGUCAUCUGCUGUAUGGAGCGUCUCAGAGGACAGUCAUACUAGGUAGACUCCUAUCUACAAGCCUAACAGAGCAUCAUUAAUAGUGACAGAGAUUGGUGCUUGCCCAUGCGAUGGGUCUCAAGUUGGACCAGUAAUUGGUUAGCCAUUCCCUCAGCCUCUGCUCCAUCCUCCGUGCCAGCAUUUCUUGGAAACAGGAUAACUUUUAGGUGGAAAGUUUUGUGGGAGGGUUAGUGUCCCUAUUGCUCCCUGGGGUUCCUGCCUGGCUACAGGAGGUGGCCUCUGCAGGUUCCACAUCCCUGAUGCUGUGAGUUACAGCUAAGGUCGCCCCCAUUGACUCUUGGGAGACUCCCUUAUUCCAGGUCUCUGUCACAUCUUGGAGAUGCCCCACCCCCACCCCCACCCCCAAGCACACACAUACUCCUGCCAAUUGCGUAUUUCCAUUCAUUCUCAUGGCCAUCUGGCCAUUCCUCCUGUCCCUCCCACACUUUUUAAAAAUCCCAUUCUAUAUUCCCAGAAGCCUUGCAAAGUCAUUUCCUUUUCCUUUCUGCAUGUCUUCCCCAAUGCUUGACCUUAGUCUCCUUUCUUAUGGCCUAGAUGCGAAGUGAGUUUAUGAUAAGUAGCUGUUCUUUUGAGUUUUAUGUUAGCUUAAGAUUUAUUUACUUUUAAUUAUGUGUCAGGGGCAUGUGCUUUGGGGGCUAGAGACUCAGGCAGUUGUGAGCCACCCAGAACCCAUUCUGGGAAACAAGUUUGGGUUUUCUGUAAGAGCAGUUAGGCACUUGCAGUCUCUAAGCCAUCUCUCCAGCUUUCUUUUGAAACUUGAAUUUGUAUUUUUAAAUAUUGUUGAACAUUAUUUUUGUUUGUUUGUUUGUGUCUUAGUUAGGGUUUUAUUGCUGUGAAAAGACACCAUGAACAAGGCAAGACUUAUAAAAGACAACAUUAAUUGGGGCUGGCUUACAGAUUCAGAGGUUCAGUCUGGUAUCAUCUAGACAGGAGCAUGGAGUCAUCCAGACAGACAUGGUGCAGGAGGUGCUGAGAGUUCGACAUCUUCAUCAGAAGGCUCCUAGUGGAAGACUGACUUCCAGACAGCUGUGAUUAGGGUAUUAUAGCCCAUGCCCACUGUGAUCACCUACUCCAACAAGGCCAUGCCUCCUAAUAGUGCCACUCCCUGGCCCAAGCAUAUAUAAACCAUUACAGUUUGUUGUUUGAAACAGGGUUUCCCUCUGUAGACCAGGGUAGCUUUGAACUCACAGAUGGCCUGCCUCUGCCUCCUGAGCACUGGACUAAAGACAUGUGCCACCACACCUGGCUAUUGUUAAAUAUUUUUAAGUUAGCAAUAUUAUAUUUUCUCUAGAACAAAUCUCUUUUUAAAAAUAUUUGCCUAUUCUAAGUUGAAUUACCUUGCUAGUGCAUUAUGAAAGUUUCUUAUAUACAUACACUGAUUUUUUUUGGACACAAGUUCUUUAUCAAAUUUGUAAAUAUUUUUCUUAGUCUUUAGCUUUUUUUGUAUUAUUGAUGUCUUUUAAAGGAAAAAGUUUUUGUAUGUUUGUUGUUUAAGAUAGGGUGUCUUAGGUUAGGGUUUUAUUGCUAUGAAGAGACACCAUGACUACAGCAACUUUCAUAAAGAAAACAUUUAAUUGGGGCUGGCUUACAGUUUGAAAGGUUUAGUCCAUUAUCAUCAUGGUGGGAAGCAUGGCAGCAUGCAGGCAGACAUGAUGCUGGAGAAGGAACUGAGGGUUCUACACCUUGAUCUGUAGGCAGCAGAAGGAGACUGAGCAUAUGCCACCCUGAGUGUAGCUUGAGCAUAGAAAACCUCAAAGCCUGUCCCCAUGAUGACACACUUCUUCCAACAAUGUCAUGCCUUCUAAUAAUGCCACUCACUGUGGGUCAAACAUUCAAACACAUGAGUCUAUGGGGGCCAUACCUAUUCAAACCACCUCACAGGGUUUCCUUUUGUAGCCUUGGCUGUCCUAUGUGUGAGUGAGAGAAGGGCAGACAGACAGACAGACAGAUAGACAGACACACACACACACACACACACACACACACACACAGCAGAGACAGAGAAGGGGGGUGAGAGGGGGCACAGAAGCUCACAUGAAGCUGCCCAUGGAAAUCAGAGGUAUCAGAUCCUAGAGUUGGAGUUAGUUAUAAGUGGCCUACUGUGGGUGUUGAUAACUGAACUUGUAUCCUCUGCAAGAGCAGUAUAUGCUUCUGACUGCUGAACCAUCUCUCCAGGCCCUUAACGUAUAUUAAUUGUAAUUGUCUUUAUUUUAGAUAAUUUCAUACAUGUAUACAAUGAAAUACAAUGAUAUUCAUACCUCCAUUUCCAUCCUCCAAUUCCUCGUAUACCAUCACCAAAAUGUCUCCCUUCUAAUCCCAUGUCUUCAAGUGCUGCCCUUUCUUGGUUUGGUUUGGUCUUACUUUGUUUCUGAUAACCCACUAAGGAUCAAAUGUGCUUAUCACACAUGUUCUAGGUCCAUAUUCCAGUUAGAAGGGAUGGGAAAAAUGGGAGGGGGUCAUAUCUCUUCCUUUGAAGAAAGUUUCACAUCCCACUUUGUCUUAGGUUUCUGUUGCUAAGCAACUGGGGUUGGUAAGGGUUUAUGUCAUCUUUCAUGUCCAUGCAGUACUCCCCCACUGCGAGGAAGUCAGGGCAGGAACUGUAGCAGAGACCACAAGGCACAUUGCCUCUCAUGCUCAGCUUGUUUUCUUAUAUUACCCAGGACCUGGGCAGGGGUGACAACCACCCCCAGUAGCUUGUGCCCUCCCUGUCAGUUAGCAAUCACAAUACCUUCACACCUGCCUACAGGAAAGCUGAUGGGUACAGUCCAAAACUCACCGUGUACAGUUUAAGCUGUCUUAUGUCGUAAUUCUUCAUCUUACAGACAGGUACUUUAAGGCUGUUGUGUGCCAGGGUUACUUGGGUACUUUGUUAAUAUCCAGAAGUGAAAUGAUUUGUCUUUAAAUACAAAGCAGUCCUGUCACCCUGAAAUACUGCAGUUUGAAUAACACCGAAUCCUUUGCAGUUUAGCAUUAUCAUUUGGAAAGGUCUCAGAACUGGGAGACAAAGAAACUUACAGCAUAUCCUAGCUCUCUCAGUGGCUAGGAUGAUCUUUACUUUAAAGUAAGGGACUGAGGGCCAUGUUGUUCUUCCCAGAUCACCAGAUGGGAGAUGGUGCUGUCCACAGUGCAUCUGGCCUUCACCCCUAGUUCAUCUUUCUGAAAGUGAAGUAGGCUAAGCUCUCAGAUUCUUUCCAGUAGAGUCAAGCUGACAAUCAAGAUUGCCACAGAGAUGUAGCAUUUAAAAAUCAUUCUGUCACUGUCCUCCUUUAAGACACAGAGAUAAUAAGUAGUCGCCAAUGGGAGGGAGCACAGGAGUGUAAGGGGGAGGCAGGAGUAGAUGACUGGGUAGAACUUAGGAACUUGAACAAGGACCAACUUACAAGGAGCGUCUAAGUCUUUUCCUUCUUCCAGUAGAAUUGGUUUUAUUUGUAAUCUGUGUAGAUUCCUGCUUGUAUAUUUUAUCAAUAUUAAAUUGAUCCUGUUAUUGAUCCCAAUGCUGGAAUUGUCGCUCAUUUGCUUUCAUUGUUGGAAGAUAAUUUAGUUUUAGACAAGCAAGGUAUUGUAGCUCUGCUUUGGUUUAGAGAUUUUCAAGGAUUCUAAACUAAUUGAUAAGCUAUAGAUCUCUAAAGUUAAACUGAUAAUCCUUUACUUUAGAGUAAAUAAUGAAGUACUCUUUAGUCAGCCAAUUUUCAUUUAUGACCAAAGCAAUGAAAACAGUGCAGGGUAGCCUAGACAGAGGGCACUGUGUCUGCAGGGCGGCCUACACAGUGGACUAGAUGGAGGGCACUGUGUCUGCAUAGUCUAUAGAUAUGGAGUGCCCUGGGUCCUUGGUAGGGAGGGUUAUCAGACAGAAGGAUGACUCUGUGUGGUAUACCUUUUCCCAUCAAUCUGUUAGUAACUGCAGAGAAUAAAAAGAAGGCUCCAUUAAUAUUUAAAUUUUUCUUACUUCCUGCAGUCAUGUGGCAGAAAUUCUAUGUGAAAGAGUGUAUAUGUUGGCCUCUUGCUAGAAGAUGCUACCUGCCUCCUGGUUUAGAUCUAAGCAUAGAUUUUUUUUUGACCAGCUUUCUUACCAUUAAAAUAAGGUUUUAGGGCUAAAGCAUCUUUUCUUAGACUGGUAACAGUUUUUGUUUUGCUUUGCUUUGCUUUGUUUGUGAAUGGUAAAAGUUUGAACUAUAUUUGCUCAAACUACAGUGCAGUGCAGUGGGCUCUGGUUUAUAUAUAUGCUGACAGCAAACAUGGCAGACUGGUUGAAGUGGGGAAGACCUUAAGGUAACAUGAAAUUUCCUUCUCUUUGUAGGAUUAUAUCAAAAUCACUCUAGAAAGUUGGUCCUUUAUUACGUUUUCAAGGAGAGAAACAUAUUAAAUAAUUUAUUAAAGAGCUGUGUGGCAGCACCCCUGUUCAACUCUCUUUAGAGGUCAGCAUUCUGCAACAGUUUCUUGGUCUUUGGCAUUUUUUUAGGUGUGUGCAUAUCUGUGGUAUAUGUACACAUGUGGAGGUCAGAGAAUGACACUGAGCACUCGGUCUUACUCCCUUGAGACAGAGUCUCUCACUGAACCUUGAGUUAGGGUGACAGCCUUCAAGUCCCAGCGAUUCCCCCAGCUCUGCCUCCCACAGAACUGGGGUUCGUGGCUACAGCGACAUGCCUGCCUGGCUUUUUAUAUAGGUGCUGGGGAUCUAAACUCAGAUCCUCAUGUCCGCGUGGAUAGUGCUCUUACGCAUGGAACCAUCUUCCAGACGCUGUUAUUGUCUGACUAUAACUUGGUGUUAGAACCUCAGAGAAUUCAACACCUUUUUGUAUUUUCCAAGUUGCGGUGACACAACUUUGAAAUGACACAGAAGUAGCUAGAAAGCAAGAUUUAUGCAGUUAGAAGCAAUAUUUAUUGCUUCUGGGUCAAGUUAGCAGACAGCUAAAUGUCAGACACACAUAGACUCUCUCUCUCUCUCUCUCUCUCUCUCUCUCUCUCCUCUUUUUCCCUCUUCCCUCUCUCUUUCUCUUCAUUCCCACCCCCUCACACACUCUCUUUCAAACACUCACACUCUCACACACUCACACAAACUAUUUGUCACACAUAGACACUCACGUACACUUACACUCUCUCAUACUCACACAGACUAUUUGUCACACAUAGACACUCACAUACACUCACACUCUCACACACUCACACAAACUAUUUGUCACACAUAGACACUCACGUACACUCACACUCUCUCAUACUCACACAGACUCAAAUACUCAGACACAUACACACUCUUAUCUUACACACACACACACACACACACACACACACACACACACACACACACAGUGCACCUGUACUUUUCUAAUUCCAUGCCUGAACUAUCAAUUCUUCUUUUAACAGUACCAGUGAGCUUAUUCCAGUGUUCCCUAUAUUAUAAUUCCCCUGAUGGCACUAAGUCUGGAUCUAUAACUUACUUGCUAAGUCUCCCUGGUUGUGCCAAAUUACCAUUCCUCUGCUGUCACUCUGAAUUGUUUGGCUGUCUUCCCCACCCUGCUGUAAGUCUUCAUGCCAGAUUGUGCACCCCUAUGCAUGCUUUCUGCGUUCUGACUGGGCUCCUGCACACCCCUGCCAGACUGCCAUUCUGUGCAAACGCUCCUGUCCCGCUUGCUGUGCUCCCUCCCAGCACACUGGACCAUCUGUCCGCAUGUUUCCCUUUCAUAUCAUGGACCCAGCCCCUUCAUCUAGGGUAUUCAGACUUAAGUAUAUUGUUCAAUCAUCUAUUUGUCAACCAAAUCCUUGGAAACAAAGUUUCCUAACUAAUUUAGGGAUUUUAUACUUUUUAGUCACCCAGAUUUUUUAAGCACACAUGAUGAAAGCAGAAUUUAAUUAAUUCCCAUGUUUUGAGCAGAGAGAUAGCUCAGUUGAUCAAGUGCCUACAACAAAACUGUAUGAACCUGAGUUUGAUUCUCAGCACCCAAGUUUUAAAAAAGAAAGAAAAAUAAAUCCAGGCACUGCUUGGUGUAUAGUUGUAAUUCUGUGGUGUUGGAGAGACAGAACUACAAGGAACCCAUUGUUUUUCCAGCUCUUAGUAUAGCUGAAUCAGAUAGCUCGAAGUUCAAUUAGAGACCCUGUCUUAAAAAAAGAUAAGGUAAAGAAUGACUGAGAAGUGCAUGCAACUUCUGGUCUGUAUAUGCAUCUGCACACAUGCAGAUAGCAUAUGGACACGUGUACAUGCACACACAAAGGUAACUGAUUACUUCUGAGCUCUCACGAAAGUCCCUCAGUACAGUUUCUUUCCACAAAGUUUUUAGAAUAUUUUUUGGAAUCUCAGUUUCUGUGUUAUUAUGAUUAAGUUGUUUUGAGAAUAUCUAGGUCUAGUCUUUGGCUUUCCAGAUUAGAAAUAACAUACAAAUAUAUACAUACACAUACUUAUGAAGUCAAGGUUAUGAAAUUAGUGGCUUAAUGUGGAUUUUGGCUUAACCAUUUAUAAAUAGUCUCUUAAACCAUGCCUCAGAAAAUUGUUAGCAUUGAAAAAGUAAAUGUGGAAAAUGUAGAAUUCUGAUAGUUUUAGAAUACAUUUUUUAAAUUAAUGAGUUUAUCAUGUGAAAUUUCUGUGUUUUGUUAGCUUCCCAUAUGAGUCAUGGCACUAACAUUUUUAAUUCUAUAAAAUCUUGAGUCUGGGUGAGAAACAAGUCUUGAUGAGCCCAGUUAACUGCCUUUUCAGUCUUUAAAUUUAAAUUUAUCUUUUUCUCUUAGUGGAAAAUAUCUCCAAAAAUUAAGCCAACCAGUAGCUCUGGAAGGAGGAUUGAUGGGAGUCCAAGGAAAUGAUAGCUUUGAAUGGGGAAGAUUAAAUUCAAGCAUUCUUUAACUUGGCACAUUCUGAAGCAGUUUUCACUUAUGUUAAUGAACCUAAAUUACCAUGCACUUUAUAGAGACAACAAACUGCUUCUAAAAACUAACUUGGUAUUACGUUAGCCAGUAACUAUGUGCUCUUGGAAAGAGAAAUAAAAUUUUUGCUGAGAGUUAGGGAGUACAAGAAUUUAUCAGUUAUUUCUAUCCUGUGUUUAUAGACCCACCCUUAGGCUCAAGAAGUUACUUGUACUCUUUUUGAGCAUGACCUUGCACUUUAUAGCUUAAAUUGUAUAUUACAGAAUAAGUGAUAUUUUUCCAAAUAUCACUUAUAAGGACAGUUUUCAUAUAGAUCAAGUUCUAUGGUAAUGAGAGAUAGAGAAGGAGAUAUGCCAUGUUUUUAUAUAAGAUUAAUUUUGAAACAACAACAUUAUAUUUAAAUGCAUAUAUGUAUAUAAAUACCCUGAGAUAAGCAUGAUCAUACUUCACAGACAGCAACAGGGAAAUCAGACUUUUGAGGACUCCUCCAUGGAUUUCUUUCCAUUUUUAUCUUGGAAAUUUCACAGUAGAGAUUAUGGUUAAGUGUAAGAAGCCCAUUUAGACCCCAACUGUACAUUGAACACUCCUUCUUCCGUUAGUGUGCUAGACGCCAUUUUGUUGAGUUGUGUUAGAAAGUAAAAAGGCUUUGUAUGUACCAGAGCUCCACUGAGGAGAAGCUGGUACAGAGAUCAGUUCUGACUGCAGCUUUAAAUAGAAAACUGAACUGUGGAAAUGUAAAGCAAAAUUAAUUAUGUGUUUUUCUUUUCAUCUUUCCCACACAUUUCAAAUGAUGGCAUUUAUUUCAGGUUAUCACUGAGAUAUUUAACCUUGAGCUAAAGGUUUGUUAUACAAACUUCCAUCAGAAAUAAUUUGACAUGUAUUCUAAAGCCUUUGGAUGUAAAGAAGGAAAUGGAUAAUUAUUAGUGAUAUCUGCCUUCUGCUUUUCGAUGACAGUUGCUUAGGAAAUACAGGUACACCUCACUGUCCAAGGAAUUUGGUUAGUAAUGCCAUGUUCAGAGGCUUUACAAAAGUUCAAGUAUACGUCUUUUGCCAAAUUUGGUGGGCUUAGUGUAACUCUAGGUGUAUCUGACAAUCUCCACAUAGUUUCUGGUAAUAAAUACAGUUAAGUAACAUUUAAAUGUUAAAUCAGGGCUUUCUCUGCUCUUCUUCAUCCACACUCAGUUUAACGAGCUCUUCUGUACUUUGCACACAUUCUCUGUUUGGAGGAGGCUUGUGACAUCACAGUGACUUGAGUGUCUUGUCAUUUCACUGUUUCUUAUUGCAGGCAUUCCCUUGAAAAUGGCAUGUGAUAGGUGAACUGUGAAAGAAUAGACAUCAGCAAACUAGGUCUCUCUAUCUUAAUCUUAAUCUCUCUCUAAGAACAUUCCAUUCCCCAGGCGUGGGGCUUGCUGGAAAAUGCUGCUGACCCAUUGUGGGGCAGCUUCUGAGAACUGGACUUGCCAGGACUUGCCCAGUUCUUGGAAACGGAGAUAUUUGAAGACUGUCAUGGAGUCAGUCAGUCUAGCCUUCUGACCACUUUGUAUUAGCUUAUAUUUUCCCAAUAAUAGGGAUCAAAAGACACUAAGGUCUCUUGCAUGCUAGGCAAGUGUGCUACAGAACUACAUCCUCAGUCCUACUGUUCCCUUUUAAAACAUUAGUGGCUUCCUAACAAAAAGGUUUUAUUUCUUCUUGGUUACUUUCCUUAUUGUAUGACCAAGUACUUAACAAGAAACAACUUAAGGCUGGAACAUUUGCUUAGGCUCACAGGUAGAAGAAGCACAGUCCAUCAAGGCAAGGCAGGCAUGCUAGCAGGAGUGUGAGAUCCCUGGUCACUUCACAAACAGAAAAAGAUGAAUUCCACUGCCUUUCCACUUCCCUCCUCAGUCAGCCUGGGAUCUCAGUCUAGUUCAUUGUGCAGCCCACAUUCAGCGUGAGCCUCCUCUCUUCAGUCAAACCUGUCUGGGAAUGCUCCCAGACAUUUCUGGGAGAGGGGUGCUUCAUAGAAGAUUUCAAACUCCAGUAAGUUGACAGUUAACCAUCACACAUUUUUUUUGUGAGCUAAGGUUUCAUGUAGCCCACACUGGCCUUGAACUUGCUGUAUGGCUGAGGAGAAACUUGAACACUUGGGCCUCCUGCUUCCACUUCCCAAGUACUGCAAUUAUAGGCAUUUGUUACCAAGCCUGGUUCAUCAGUUACUUGAACAAAUUUUAAAGGAUUUCUUUAAUGUUUAUGACUGCUUUGCUUGUAUGUAUACCUGUGUGCUAUAUAUAUGCUUGGUACCUGCAAAGGUCAAAAGAGGACAUUAGAUAUUCUGGAACUGGAAUUUCAAGUGUGAGUCACCAUGUAUGCUGGUAACAAAACCUAUUUCCUCUGCUAGAGCAGCAAGUGUUCUUAACCACUGAGGCAUUUCUCCAGCCCCAGGAUUAUUUUUAAAGAGAGUUCUGGGAAAUAGGGGUGGUGGAAUAAAUGCUAGGUGUGGCUGAAUGGGUAACAUAGUUGCUGGCAUGUGUCAAGACCUGGUUUUGAUCCUCAAUGCCACAAAACAAAUAAAUGAGACUUCUAGUAUUAGUUUGAGUACUAGUGAAGGAGGAAGGCAAUGUCACUUCUGCCUGAUAACUCCUGUAAGGCCCCUUCAUGUCACAAAUUGCUUCUCAUAUCCAGAAUAGACAUAAAUAUCUGGUAAGACUGUGCAUCGCUUUUCUUCCAGAAAAUGUGGUCACUGAACCACCAACUGCUAGAAUAGAUUCACACUUUAAUCACGUGACAGCAGCAUAGGUUGGCUACACUUGGGUCCCAGCUCAUUCCCUUUAGCCUUCUCCACAGGUGCCCUACAGAUUAUCUAGCCUUUCCCACAGGCAGCUACAAGUCAGCAGAGCUGGUGGGCUCUCUCCCUUACCUUCAGAAACUGUCUUUUGUUUCAUUUAAAUAAUAGGGAACAUACAUGUAUUCCUUGACAUAAUUAAUUGAGGCUCGCCACCCACGUGUAUGGAUAGGGGUAGCACACUAAUAUGGAUUUAGGGAUUGGUGUUGAAAAGGCCCAGUUAGAAAAUUACUAUGAAUUUAAUCCACCUGCACUUGAAUCUACACCAACUUUCUAGUGAGCAUAGAGGAUAUCAAAAAUAAUUUUAAAUAGGAUUGAUUAAAACAAAAAUCAAGGGUUGGGGAUUUAGCUCAGUGGUAGAGCGCUUGCCUAGCAAGCACAAGGCCCUGGGUUCGGUCCCCAGCUCCGAAAAAAAAAAAAAUCAAAGCAUUCAGUAUGGUGUAGCAACUUAAGAUAUUACUGCUUCUUAACUUUUGCAAAGUGAAAAAGAAUUAGAAUUUUAAUAAUUUGCUUCCAGAUUGAGAUAACCAAUAUAGUCUCAGAAUUUUUAUUGCUUAACUUAAAAGCAGACUAAAUGCCUUCUUUCUCUCUUGGAAGUGCAAAGAAUCCAAGAAAGAGAUUUAAAAAACAAUAAAAAUCCCACAGCAUCUAUUGCCUUCUGGGAGUGAAGAAAAAAAACCUAGUAUUAUUUAUAUAAAUUAGUGCAGUGUGGUGUAGAAACAGAAAGAAAAAGGUGUAAGAAAUAAAACACAAAGAAGUACAUUCUCAAGGAACGUUCAGGCUACAGAAGCUGCUGCAUCUGAGAACUGAAGGGUCCCAGUCCCAGGAGGUAAGUCACUCUUGCUUUAAGCUGUAAAUCAUUUGCUCGUUUAUGCUCUCAUGCGGCUUUUUCUUUUUCUUUUUUUUUUUCUUUUUCCAGAAAGCUGUGACAGAAAGAAAAUAGAUUGUUUCAGCUUGCCUCCUCUUAAGACUUUAUGGAAUUUUAAGCAACUUUCUCCCAGAAUUAAAUUCCUUGCUUACCCACUUCAGAGACUAUUUGACCUUCUUUUCUCUAGCUUGUCUGAAAAAAUCAGAGUGAAGGUGGUCAUAUAUAUUUUUAUGCCAUAUAUUGACAAGGAUCUGAGUUUCAUUAUCUUCUGGUCAGGAAUUAAAAUAACUAUGCCCAUCCUUGGGUUGAGUAGCUCAGUCAGUUGUAUAUAGAUUCAUUCUCUCUCUCUCUCUCUCUCUCUCUCUCUCUCUCUCUCUCUCUCUCUCUCACACACACACACACACACACACACACACACACACACACACACACACUCACACACACACUCACACAA